This is a messenger RNA of Setaria italica (foxtail millet), 1108 nucleotides long. RefSeq lists its product as uncharacterized. Lineage: Eukaryota; Viridiplantae; Streptophyta; Magnoliopsida; Poales; Poaceae. The record is from RefSeq and is a predicted model, not a curated record. The coding region runs from base 174 to 692 and encodes 172 amino acids. The transcript has 2 exons.
CCCGCCCGGGCCGGACGCCGAUCCGGCCCCGUGUCCGUUGGGUUGGCGCAACCCGACCAAACAACCGCCCCGCCUUUUUGGCCAGCCGUUCGGCGCCCUCCGCUCCCAAGUCCCUCCCUCCCCACUCGCCCCACGUCUCCUCUGUCGCUGCGAUCGGGAGGAGGGAAAAGCGGAUGAUGCUCCAGCGAAGCGAGCAGCAGCGUCGCCUCGGCCUCGCCAUGGAGAGGCCUCUCGACAGCUACUCCUCCGUCAAGGACGUCACCUACAGCUGCGGGUACUGCGGCUACGCGCUGAACCUGAGCUCCUCGGCGCGGGACACGGCGGGCAUCGGCUCCAAGUACCGCAAGCAGAUCAAGAAGGGCGUCGUCGCCUUCGUCGCCGUCGACGAGGGCCGCUUCACGCUCGCCGACGAGGUCGCCUGCAUGCCCUACUUCCGCUCCAGCCGCGCGUGGGGCCUCUUCAGGAGGCGGUCGCGCCUGCUCUGCCGCAAGUGCGGCGGCCGCAUCGGCGACGCCUACGAGGACGAAGACAGGGACUCCGGCCUCAGCGACGGCGACGCCUUCUCGGAUGACCUGCGCGCGAGCUCCGGCUCGGGCGGCAGCAGCGCGUCGAGCCAGAGGAACUACGUGAUCAAGAUCAGCGCGCUGCAGCCGUCGUCGGAGGAUUCUGAUGCUGUUUCCUUCACACUAUGAUGAAGAUAGCGCCGGGUUGCUGCAGGGUGCUCUUCUUCCAGCUUGGUUGAAUUCGAAUUUGGUGCAAUCUGGGAUGUGAAUUUGUGAGUGCAGGAGAAGAUACAGCAAGAAAGAGCUUGGCACAGCUAAGAAUUUUUCAGAGGGUAACCAUCUGCAUGCUGCUUUCAGACGUCUUGCUGUCUGUAGUGCUUUCCAUUUCCUCUGCACAUUUGUGAAAUGUACAGCGACAUGAUGGUUGUUGAAUUUUGCUUGGUAUUAGGAAGUGGUUAGGUUUUCUAUGCGCCAGUUGAUCCCAUAGAAUUUGUUUGUACUGUGUCAUGACUCAUGAUCCACCACGGUUGCAAUUUUGAGUAGUGUUGCUUCAUGUGUCAACUGUUAAGAUUUUUUGCUUUAUAGUUAUUUUGGGUUCUGGAAAA